AUGAGCGACCACAACACUUUGCCAGAGAGAGAAAACCCGGAAGAAGUACGCCAAUUGGAGGUAAGAGCGGUUUUUUCAUGGAACAAUAGAAUGUUCAAAUCUUCAGGACGAACUGGACGCUCUUUCGAUCACUUGUGCCUGUGAUGCUCCAUUGAUUGCUCCGCGAAGGCUCUUCUCAAGUGAGUAUUUGAUUCAUUAGAGAAGCUGGAAUGUAGGCACAAAAUACAAACGAAUCAAUGUUUCAAUUACUUCCCUUUCAGCAUACGUUCGAGAGAACAUAUAAUUGAUUUGGAAAACUAGUUUCAUAAUAAUAAUCCAGUUCAAUCUACUAGAGGAUUACUUCUAUCUUCAUAGAAAUAGAUCAAUUCGAAAAACAUUCAAUUGCAGGUCCGCCCAGACAAAGUGCUCCCGAACAGAUCGAUAAUGGAGCAGCUGAUGUUGCUCCGUUCGACUUCGAAUUGUACAACCGCCCGCGAAGUGUGCCAACGGAGGGGAUGCUCCGGCUGGAAAUCAAAAACUUUCCGAGCUUGAGAGCAAAAGUGAGCACUCCUUUCCAGUACAUUGGAAACUUACCGUGGUCAGUGAACAUCUGCCUUCUCUCCACCUCAUAUUUCUUUUCAGGAGACUAGCAGCCAAAACGGAAAAGACGAAGCGGACCUCGGAUCAGAAGUUCUUCUCGGUGUACAUCGACUGCAAUCCAGAGUCCGAGUCGACGCUCUGGUCGUGUGACGCCGUCGUCGAGUUCCGGUUGGUCUCCGGGAAUCGAACGCAUCCUCCGUUCUCGCGCGAGUUCAAAAACAAGUUCAAUUACAACUCGAACAACUGGGGCUUCCCCUCGUUUAUGGCCUGGGACGAGGUGAACAAUUCGAACUUUGUGCGGAACGACACGGUCACCGUCGUCGCGCGCGUCGUCGUUCAGAAGGUGCUGGGAGUGCGGAACGUGCCGAGGUACGACUUCGGAGCGAUGCAGGCCAACAUUUGCGACAUGACGCUCGUCAUCAACAAACAGAAAUUGUUUGUCAACAAAGCGGUGAGUGAAUUGAACAACUGAUAAAAAGUGAGGAAAUAAUUUCAGUACCUUGCCCUCUACUCGCCCGUCUUCUACGCCAUGUUCUAUUCAAAUUUUCAAGAGAGGGAAAAGGCCCAGGUAGAACUGGAAGACGUUAUUCUCGAAGAGUUCCGAGAGCUUCUCAACAUCAUCUACCCUUGCCACAAGCCGGUGACCGCUGACAACGUCGAAUAUCUUCUGGAGUUGGGCGACAAAUACGAGAUCCAGUACGUGAUGGACGAGUGCGAACGGUUCCUCGUCUCCACCGGAGAGGUCGAUACGAUAGUCAAAUUGAUGUGGGCUGAUCAGUAUUUGCUGGCGAAGCUGCAGGUUUGAAAUAUUAUCAAUUCACUGUUUUGAGCGAAUCAUUUUAGGACAGCUGCUUGCGGAAUAUAAAAAGUGUGUCGGAGAUCAAAGAGUUUCGGAUAAAAGAAGAGUUCAAGAAUCUGAGCGACACCACGAAGGCGGCACUUUUGGAGAAGAUUCUCAAGAUUGUGCCCUGA
This is a messenger RNA of Caenorhabditis sp. 36 PRJEB53466, 1551 nucleotides long. The record is from the annotation of a GenBank genome assembly. NCBI's taxonomy places the organism in Eukaryota, Metazoa, Nematoda, Chromadorea, Rhabditida, Rhabditidae.